Molecule: messenger RNA, 2901 nt
Organism: Gossypium raimondii (Peruvian cotton)
Lineage: Eukaryota; Viridiplantae; Streptophyta; Magnoliopsida; Malvales; Malvaceae
Product: putative pentatricopeptide repeat-containing protein At3g11460, mitochondrial
Exons: 2
Coding region: 557-2554 (665 amino acids)
Biological process (GO): RNA modification
Molecular function (GO): zinc ion binding; RNA binding; protein binding
Source: RefSeq, a predicted model, not a curated record
GCACAAGAGAUAAUCUUUUUGGAUAAAGACUAAUGAUGAGUAAAUAUAUUUGUCAUAACAAAUUUUCCAAUUCAUGCAUUAAGCUGGACCAAUGGUCCAAAAGGCAAAGCCAUAAGUAGCAAUAUGAACUCAAUUGUUUACGUGUGUACUCAUUAGUCUGGUAAUUUUAACUCGUUUGAAACUAAAAACAAUCGGUAUUGUGUGCAAACUAAUGGCAUCCCCUUUUUUAAGAUGAUUAGCUAACUUUGAACAAACACCUGUCUUUCCAACCCCUGCAGACCAGCGAAUAAUAUAACAGCAGGGCCGAAAAUGGCCGGAAGCGACAGUCGAAAAGUGCAUGGCUUCUAUUGCUCCUCCCGCCUUCUUUCUGAUUAGAUAUAACCCAUUAUCUUGUUAUUGAAUUCCCUGCUACGCAGUUCACCUUUGCUAUUUUACAUCCAAGCUUUAGUCCGAUCGUGGCAUUACGUGUAGCGUUUCACUACUUCUUUUUCCUGUCCCCGCCCAAAUAUAUAUAACGGCUUCAACUUCUUCCCCGAAGUGCCGUUUAUUGCUUCCUAUGACUUGGAUUCCAUGGAACACUCAGUUGAGAGAGUUAGCAAAGCAAUGCCAAUACCUUGAAGCUCUAACUCUCUACCGCCAAAUGCUGCGUUGCGGUUCCUCCCCAAACGCCUUCUCUUUCCCUUUCGCUCUUAAAUCCUCCGCUUCCCUUCCCCUUCCUUUAUCCGGCCAACAACUCCACUGUCAGGUCAUCAAAUCCGGAUGCUCCCAGGAACCCUUUGUUCUUACUUCUCUCAUCUCUAUGUACUGCAAAUUCAGUUCCCUCGGAAACGCCCGCAAGGUGUUCGAUGAAAACCCAAUAUCCAAUCAAUUAACGGUUUGCUACAACGCUUUGAUUUCCGGUUACGCGUUAAAUUCCCGGGUUUUUGAUGUUAUUGCUUUGUUUUGUAGAAUGAGGGAAAUGGGUGUUUCGGUUAAUUCAGUUACAAUGUUGGGCUUGGUUCCGGUGUUCUCGGAACCUGGGUACAUAAGCGUAGGGAUGUGUUUUCAUUGUUGCUGUGUGAAGUUGGGGUUGAAUCUUGAUUUCUCUGUUGCUAAUUGUUUAGUUACAAUGUACGUGAAAUGCGGGGCCAUUGAGUUUGGUAGGAAUUUAUUUGAUGAGAUGCCCAAAAAGGGUUUGAUUACUUGGAACGCUAUGAUUUCAGGGUAUGCGCAGAAUGGACUUGCGGCUGAUGUUUUGGAACUCUAUAGGAAAAUGGAAACUGCGGGGGUUUGUCCAGAUGCGGUUACAUUUGUUGGGGUUUUAUCAUCUUGUGCUAAUCUUGGUGCUGUUAGUGUUGGCCACGAGGUUGAACAGCGAAUAGAGUCUAGUAGACUUGGUUUGAAUCCCUUUUUGAAUAAUGCAUUGAUUAAUAUGUAUGCUAGGUGUGGUAAUUUGGUCAAGGCUCGAGCUAUUUUUGAUGGCAUGCCUGUUAAAAGUGUGGUUUCAUGGACAGCGAUUAUAGGUGGAUAUGGAAUGCAUGGAUAUGGAGAGAUUGCAGUGGAGUUAUUUGAUGAGAUGAUUAAGAGUGGUAUUCGGCCUGAUGGUGCUGCAUUUGUGAGUGUUUUAUGUGCAUGCAGUCAUGCGGGGUUGACUGAAAAAGGCUUGGAAUGUUUUUCUGAAAUGAAGAUGAAGCAUCGGUUGCAGCCGGGUCCAGAGCAUUAUUCUUGUGUGGUGGAUCUUCUAGGUCGGGCGGGUCGGCUAAAUGAAGCUUUGGAGCUCAUUAAAUCAAUGCAGGUAAAGCCAGAUGGUGCAGUCUGGGGAGCCCUUUUGGGUGCCUGCAAAAUUCACCGAAAUGUAGAGAUGGCAGAGUUGGCGUUUGAAGGAGUAAUUGAGUUUGAGCCCACAAACAUCGGUUAUUAUGUUCUGCUAUCUAAUAUUUAUUCUGAAGCUGAGAAUUUGGAGGGAGUGUUGAAAGUUAGAGUAAUGAUGAGAGAGCGAAAGCUGAAAAAGGAUCCAGGAUUUAGCUAUGUCGAGUAUAAAGGGAGAGUGCACCUUUUCUUGGCCGGGGAUAGAAGCCAUCCUCAAAAGAAGGAGAUAUAUAGAAUGGUGGAUGAGCUGGAAGCUUUGGUGAAGAAACUUGCUGGCUGUAAAGACAAUGAAGAAAGGAGAAACAUAGAAGCUUUACUUGGUAUGGGUGUUCAUAGUGAAAAGUUGGCAAUUGUGUUUGGACUGUUGAACUCUGAGCCAGGGACAGAGAUUGUGGUGAUAAAGAACCUUAGAAUGUGUGAGGAUUGCCAUUUAUUUUUUAAGGGUGUCAGCAAGAUUGUGACUCGUCAGCUUGUUGUUAGAGAUGCAACCCGUUUCCAUCACUUCAGAGAUGGACACUGUUCAUGCAAAGACUAUUGUACAAAGAUUGAUUUCAUAUUGAAAUUAAGAAAUCUGUUGGAAGCCUGUGGAGUGCCGGUUCAGCUAGGUGGCUGCAAAUGCAAUAAUAUGUGCUCAAAUGCUGUAUGGAUACCAGAAAAUGAAACUGGGUCUAGAGAAAGGGCUGAUGAUCAACCAGCCAUUGAUUGAUCAUCCCUUAAGAAGCUAGUUUGCUCAACGGUCAGAAUGGCUGGCGUGGGAAUAUAGAUAUUGCUAACUAAUUCUGCCAUUGCUUAUUUUAAUUUACAUGUGCAUACAAUUCUGAAGAGAAAUCUGUCAAGCAAUUCUUAUUUCCGGUUGUAGCUGUUCCCUAUUUUGUACUUAUUUCCCUUCUGUACCAAUAGGUGACAACAGUUGCUUUGUAGAAUCAAUGCACCGGUUUCUUUUACUCCAAGUCUCAAAACCAGUCAAUUGUGGAUAAAACGAAUUACACCAUAUUCGAUGGAAUUCUGGUGUUAAAUUAGUUUUCUACAAUGUUUGGUCUCUGUGAACUGCAG